ACUAAUGCUCGUGACGGCCUAGGUAGCGCUGUUUACAUCAUGGCGGCAUCUGUGAAUGAUGAAUCGAAGGAAGCGGAACAUUUAUCAGAAAGUGAUGAGGAAUAUACAGAUGAUGAUGAUGACGAGGAGGAGGAGUCAUCAAUUUAUGAGGCAGUUGGAGAAUUUGCUGCUCAGGAACCAGGUGAUUUAAAUUUAAAAGUUGGAGAUAUUUUAUCUAUUAUUACAAAAAGAAAAGAUGGAUGGUGGAUAGCUGAAAAUGAGGAAGGAGAAACUGGUUUAGUGCCUUCAACUUACCUUAAGUUACACACAAAAUCAUCAAGAGAAGAUGCCGAUAGUCCAAGGGAUAUGUGUGAUAAAGAUAAUGUACAUGAAGAAAUAAAUAAUGCAAAUCAUUCUUCACCAAUGUUGUUAAGGAAAUAUGAAGAUGAUGCCUAUAGUAUAGCUGCAUUUUUAUAUCCAAAACUUAGUUCUUCAGGAUUAUUUUUUUUUGACCUGGAAUGGGAUGAUACAAAUAAAACUUUAAAACCAAGACUUGUGAAAUGUCAACAAAUUAUUACUCUUGUUGAAUGUCGGUAUGUUCCAACAGUUAAACCAGGUAUAUAAUUUUUACUAAAAUUUUAAAUGAAUUUCUAAUGAUGUAUUAGUGAAGUUUCUUCCCCAAACUCUAUCUCAUUGAGUUGGU
This is a messenger RNA of Centruroides sculpturatus (bark scorpion), 682 nucleotides long. RefSeq names its product nephrocystin-1-like. Gene Ontology annotation, molecular function: protein binding. The transcript is spliced from 10 exons. Bases 40 to 603 code for a protein of 187 amino acids. The record is from RefSeq and is a predicted model, not a curated record. Lineage: Eukaryota; Metazoa; Arthropoda; Arachnida; Scorpiones; Buthidae. Gene Ontology annotation, cellular component: cilium; cytoplasm. Gene Ontology annotation, biological process: protein localization involved in establishment of planar polarity.